This is a messenger RNA of Cynocephalus volans (Philippine flying lemur), 1691 nucleotides long. RefSeq names its product C-type lectin domain family 18 member C (gene CLEC18C). Gene Ontology annotation, molecular function: polysaccharide binding. The record is from RefSeq and is a predicted model, not a curated record. The coding region runs from base 77 to 1543 and encodes 488 amino acids. The transcript has 11 exons. NCBI's taxonomy places the organism in Eukaryota, Metazoa, Chordata, Mammalia, Dermoptera, Cynocephalidae.
UGUGAAUAGCUCCGUCCAGCCUAGGAAACGAGCUGGACGGCCGAGCCAGGCCGUGUCUGGAGCGCCUGACGGGCUCAUGCUGCAGCCAGAGCCCUCCCCAGGGCUUGGGGGCCGGGGUCGCCAGCCUGGCCUCCUGCCCGUGCUCCUGGCUCUCCUUGGCAUCGCCUGGGCAGAGGUGCGGCUGCCCCAGCUGCAGGAGCCUGGAGCCCUGAGCAAGAAGGAGAGUUUCUUGCUCCUGUCCCUGCACAAUCGCCUGCGCAGCCAGGUCCACCCCCCUGCAGCCAACAUGCAGAGAAUGGACUGGAGCGAGAGCCUGGCCCGACUGGCUCAAGCCAGGGCGGCCCUCUGUGGCGCCCCAGCCCCGAGCCUGGUGGCCGCCCCGCAUCACACCCCACAAGUGGGCUGGAACGUGCAGGUGCUGCCCGUGGGCUUGGUGGCCUUUGACGAAGUGGUCAACCUGUGGUUCGCCGAGGGGCAGCGGUACAGCCACACAGCGGCCGAGUGUGCCCACAAUGCCACCUGCACCCACUACACUCAGCUCGUGUGGGCCACCUCGAGCCAGCUGGGUUGUGGGCGGCAUCUGUGCUCCGUGGGCCAAACAGCGAUGGAAGCCUUUGUCUGUGCCUACUCCCCCGGAGGCAACUGGGAGGUAAACGGGAAGACAAUCAUCCCCUAUAAGAAGGGUGCCUGGUGUUCGCUCUGCACAGCCAGCGUGUCGGGCUGCUUCAAAGCCUGGGACCAUGCAGGGGGCCUCUGUGAGGUUCCCAGGAACCCAUGUCGCAUGAGCUGCCGGAACCAUGGACUUCUCAACAUCAGCACCUGCCACUGCCGCUGUCCCCCUGGCUACACGGGCAGAUAUUGCCAAGUGCGGUGCAGCGUGCGGUGCGUGCACGGCCGCUUCCGGGAGGAGGAGUGCUCCUGCGUCUGCGACGUCGGCUAUGGGGGAGCCCAGUGUGCCACCAAGGUGCACUUUCCCUUCCACACCUGUGACCUGAAGAUUGAUGGAGACUGCUUCAUGGUGUCUUCAGAGGCAGACACAUAUUACGGAGCCAAGAUGAAAUGCCAGUGUGAUCCGGGGUGGCGGUUACAGAGAAAGGGCGGGGUGCUUGCCCGGAUCGAGAGCCAGAAAGUGCAGGACAUCCUCGCCUUCUACCUGGACCACCUGGAGACCACCAACGAGGUGACUGACAGUGACUUUGAGACCAGGAACUUCUGGAUCGGGCUCACCUAUAAGACAUCCAAGGACUCCUUCCGCUGGACUACUGGGGAGCACCAGUCCUUCACCAGCUUUGCCUUCGGGCAGCCUGACAACCAGGGCUCAGGAGCACAUUUCCCAGUGGGACUCAGGGCCCUGAGGCCUGGCCAGGCAGCUCCCCUCCAGCCCCUGAAUGCACCAGCCCUGCUUGCUUUUCUGCCCACCUUCUCGAACAAUGGCCAGGCUAGGACCACAUGCCCAACAUCCAAAGCAUCUCAGACCUUAUACAUACAGGAAGUUGGACAGAGGGUGGCACCGAGGCCAGUGGGGGAUGGCAAGGAAUGCUAGAGGACCUGGGGCCCCUUAGCCUGCUUUUGAUUGGGAAUAUGGGCUUCAAUUAGGCACCCAAGCAGAAGACAGAGCCAGCAGUCAGACCGCUCUCCUCCAUAUGGCCAAACCCCUGGGGCAGCUGGCGCUUUCCCACUGGAUGCACCCA